Messenger RNA from Penicilliopsis zonata CBS 506.65, 600 nucleotides. RefSeq lists its product as hypothetical. Bases 1 to 600 code for a protein of 199 amino acids. Lineage: Eukaryota; Fungi; Ascomycota; Eurotiomycetes; Eurotiales; Aspergillaceae. The transcript is spliced from 4 exons. The record is from RefSeq and is a predicted model, not a curated record. Gene Ontology annotation, molecular function: phosphatidylcholine lysophospholipase A1 activity.
AUGGAUCCAAUAUCGAUUCUCUGCUUCGGCAACUCGCUGACAGCCGGCUACUUCCACUUCGGCCUUGAAUACCACCCGUACGCCCUGCGGUUCAAAGAGCGUCUGCAGGCCGCGUUUCCCUCGCAGGCCUUUACUGUCGACGUUGAGGGCCUUUCUGGUGACCUGGUCAUCACGCCGCCAGGCUGUUAUUUGGCUCGGAUGCAAGCACGAUUCUCGAGCAAAACCUACGAUUGGGUGAUUUGUUUAGGGGGCACAAAUGAUCUCGGAUAUGGCUAUGACUCGUCAAAGAUAUUUACGGGGCUCCAGGCCUCGUGGAACGUUGCGCUUAGCCACGGAGCCCGCGUGCUGGCCCUGACGAUCCCGGAAUGCGAGGUGGUGAAUAAAGUGUUGGACCGCCGGCGGAAUGAAGUCAAUGCUGCCAUCCUCGCCCAUCAGGCGGAGGGAUUCUAUUCCUUCGACCUCCACGCUAAGGUUCCCUUCCAUAGUAUGUCGGAAGAGCAGCGGUCGGAUAUUUGGGACGACGGACUCCACUUGACGGAUAUCGGAUACGAUCUGGUCGGGGAUUUGGUAGCCGAACAUUUGGUGAAACUACUCGAGUGA